Messenger RNA from Saprolegnia diclina VS20, 3601 nucleotides. Its product is annotated as DNA-directed RNA polymerase II subunit RPB2. Gene Ontology annotation, molecular function: DNA-directed RNA polymerase activity; ribonucleoside binding; DNA binding. The transcript has 2 exons. The record is from RefSeq and is a predicted model, not a curated record. Gene Ontology annotation, cellular component: RNA polymerase II, core complex. Lineage: Eukaryota; Oomycota; Saprolegniomycetes; Saprolegniales; Saprolegniaceae. Bases 14 to 3565 code for a protein of 1183 amino acids. Gene Ontology annotation, biological process: DNA-templated transcription.
GGCAAUUUCGAGGAUGGAGUUGACGAGCGACGUCGGCGUCUCGCAGGAGGACGCAUGGGCGGUGAUCUCGGCCUACUUCGAGGAGAAGGGCCUCGUGCGCCAGCAGCUCGACUCGUUCGACGAGUUCAUCCAGAACACCAUGCAGGAGCUCAUCGACGACUCGCGCUCGAUCCGCAUCACGCCCGAAGCGCAGUACAACCCGGGCCAGAAGGCCAAUAAGGUCUCGGACACGAUCUACCAGAUCCAGUUUGGCCAGAUCUACCUCUCCAAGCCGACCAUGACCGAGAGCGACGGCUCGACGUCCGUCAUGUUUCCGCACGAAGCGCGGCUGCGCAACCUCACGUACGCGGCGCCGCUCUACGUCGACGUGACGUGCGAAAAGUACCAAGCGGGCACCGUGCCCAUUGAAGAGCAGGACCCGUACGAGCGCGAGCACACGCCCAAGGAGUUUAUCGGGUCCGUACCGAUCAUGCUGCGGUCGCAGUACUGCGUCUUGACCAACAAGACGGACAAGGAGUUGACCGAGCUCAACGAAUGCGUGUACGACCAAGGCGGCUACUUUAUCAUCAACGGCUCGGAGAAGGUGCUGAUCGCGCAAGAGCGCAUGAGCAACAACCACGUCUACUGCUUCAAAAAGUCGUCGGUCUCCAAGUACUCGUGGGUGUGCGAGACGCGGUCGCACGUCGAGCAUGGCGUGCGCCCGACCUCGACCAUGUACGUGCAAAUGUACACGAAAUCUGGCGGCAAGUCGGCGGUCUCGGGCCAUCAGAUCCGCGCGGUCAUCCCGUACAUUCGCCAAGACAUCCCGGUCGUCAUCAUCUUUCGUGCGCUCGGGUUUGUCGCCGACCGCGAGAUCCUCGAGCACAUUUGCUACGACUUCUCGGACAUUGAGCUCAUGGAGCGCUUCAAGCCGUCGCUCGAAGAGGCGUUUGUGAUCCAGGAACAGGAAGUCGCGCUCGACUUUAUCGGGCGCCGCGGGUCGGCCAUCAACGUCUCCAAGGCCGACCGUCUCCGGUACGCCCAAGACAUUCUGCAAAAGGAAAUGCUGCCGCACGUCGGCGUCGAAGACCACAAUGAGACCAAGAAGGCGUACUUCCUCGGCUACGUUGUCCACAAGCUGCUCAUGUGUUCGCUGGGCCGCAUUGGCGAAGACGACCGCGAUCACUAUGGCAACAAGCGUCUCGAUCUCGCCGGGCCGCUCCUCGGCGGGCUCUUUCGCAUCCUCUUCAAGAAGCUCACAAAGGACGUCAAGGGCUACCUCCAAAAGUGCGUCGACGCCGGCCGCGACUUUCAGCUCUCGCUCGCGAUCAAGUCCAAGACCAUCUCGAACGGCCUCCGCUACUCGCUCGCGACGGGCAACUGGGGCAUGCAGAAGACAGCCUCCAAGGCCGGCGUGUCGCAGGUGCUCAACCGCCUCACGUAUGCGUCGUCGUUGAGUCACUUGCGCCGUCUCAACACGCCGCUCGGGCGCGAAGGCAAGCAGGCCAAGCCGCGCCAGCUCCACAACACACAUUGGGGCAUGAUUUGCCCGGCCGAGACGCCGGAAGGCCAAGCCGUCGGCCUCGUCAAGAACCUCGCGCUCAUGGCGUACAUCUCGGUCGGGUCGCCCCAAGCGCCGAUCCUCGAGUUUCUCGAAGAGUGGGCGACCGAGAACUUGGAGGAGAUCAAGCCGCAGAUCAUUCCGCAGGCGACCAAGAUCUUUGUCAACGGCAACUGGGUCGGCGUCCAUCGUGAGCCGAACGAGCUCGUCAAGACGCUGCGGUCGCUGCGCCGCUGCGUCGACAUUGAUGCUGAAGUGUCGGUGAUCCGCGACCUCAUGCAGAAGGAAUUGCGCAUCUACACGGACGCUGGGCGCGUGUGCCGACCGCUCUUUAUCGUCGAGCAAAACCAACUGCUGCUGCAAAAGAACCACGUGGUCAAGCUCCAGAACCACAAGCACACCAACUUUCGGUGGCACAACUUGCUCACGGAAGGCGUCGUGGAGCUCAUCGACACGGAAGAAGAAGAGGUGUGCAUGAUUGCGAUGGAGCCCAAGGACUUGCUGCAGCCGCGCCAACUCUACACGCACUGCGAGAUCCACCCGUCGAUGAUCCUCGGCAUUUGCGCCAGCAUCAUUCCGUUUCCAGAUCACAACCAGAGUCCGCGUAACACGUACCAGUCGGCCAUGGGCAAGCAGGCCAUGGGUAUCUACACGUCCAACUUUCGCGCGCGCAUGGACACGAUGGCCAACAUCCUCAACUACCCGCAAAAGCCGCUCGUGACGACUCGCGCGAUGGAAUACCUGCACUUUCGUGAGCUGCCCAGCGGCGUCAACGCGAUCGUGGCGAUUGCGACCUACACGGGCUACAACCAAGAAGACUCGCUCAUUAUGAACCAGAGCGCGAUCGACCGCGGGCUCUUCCGGUCGACGUUUUACCGCUGCUACGUCGACCAAGAGCGCAACAAGUCACCGCAUGGCAUGGGCGGCGGGGCCGGGUUUCUCAACUGCGAAGAGUUUGAAAAGCCGAGCCGCGCCACGUGCCUCCGCCUCAAGCACGGCAGCUACCACAAGCUCGACAAUGACGGUCUUGUCGCGCCGGGGACCCGCGUCUCGGGCAGCGACAUUAUCAUUGGCAAGACGUCGCCGCUGCCGGCCUCGGACGAGAAUGGCAUGGAGAUGCGCCACCAAAAGCGCGAUGCGUCGACGACGCUCCGGACGCAUGAGAACGGCAUCAUUGACUCGGUCAUGCUCACAACCAACGCCGAAGGCUUCAAGUUUACCAAAGUGCGCUUCCGCAACAUUCGCAUCCCGCAAAUCGGCGACAAGUUUGCGUCCCGCCACGGGCAGAAGGGCACGAUCGGGAUGACGUACCGCCAAGAAGACAUGCCGUUUACGAUCGAGGGCGUCAACCCCGACAUUAUCGUCAACCCGCAUGCGAUUCCGUCGCGGAUGACGAUUGGCCACUUGAUCGAGUGUCUUCUCGGCAAGGUAUCGUCGCAAACCGGUGACGAAGGCGACGCGACGCCGUUCACGGACGUGACGGUCCAAGCGAUCUCCGACACGCUCCAUAGCCUCGGGUACCAGCGCCACGGCAAUGAAGUGCUGUACAAUGGCCACACGGGGCGUCGGCUCCAAGCGCAGAUCUUCAUCGGGCCGACGUUCUACCAGCGUCUCAAGCACAUGGUCGACGACAAGAUCCAUUCGCGGUCGCGUGGGCCCGUGACGAUGCUGACGCGCCAGCCGCUCGAAGGUCGUGCGCGCGAAGGCGGUCUCCGCAUGGGCGAAAUGGAGCGCGACUGCCUCAUCUCGCACGGGUCGGCCAACUUUUUGAUGGACCGUCUCUUUGCCAACUCGGACGCGUACCGCGUGCACGUGUGCGACCUCUGCGGUAUCAUUGCGAUUGCCAAUCUGCGCAAGAUGACGUUCGAGUGCCGGACGUGUCGCAACAAGACGCAGAUCUCGCAGGUGCACAUCCCGUACUCGUGCAAGCUGCUCUUCCAAGAGCUCAUGGCCAUGAGCAUCGCGCCCCGUCUCUUUACGCUUGGGAACCCGAACGUGACGGCGACGACGCGCCAGCGCAACUGAUCGGUAAUCUAUACAAUUUAUAUCUUGCUUGUGCCA